AUGGCUGCCCAGGUGGCUCCCCCAGCCGCUCUCAGGCUCCAGUUCCAGCCCCCACCGGGAUGUGGCCUGGUUCCCAAAGAGGAAGUGGAGGAGCUGGAUGCCCACGGACCCGUCGACAUGGAGAUGCAUCGUCUGCGCUUCAGGGGUUUCCGCUACCAGGAGGCUGAGGGGCCCCGGGAAGCGUACGACCACCUCUGCCUCCUCUCCCGGGCGUGGCUGAGGCCGGAGCAGCGCUCCAAGGAGCAGUUGCUGGAGCUGCUGGUGCUGGAGCAGUUCCUGAGCAUCCUGCCCCAGGAGAUCCAGAGCUGGGUAGGGGGGUGUCACCCCCAGACCGGGGAGCAGGCCGUGGCUCUGGCAGAGGGUUUCCAGUUAGCCAAGGAAGAGCCCGGAAUAUGGCCACAGCAGGAGGAGCUGGUGACAUGGAAGGAGGAGACUGUGUGUUCCUCGGGGGCAGAGCGGGCAGAGCUGGAUCCAGGACAGGGCGAGAGCUGCAGGGAGGUUAAGGAGGAGAAUAAGGAAGACACUCUCAUUUUGCUGGAAGGAUUCACCAUCCCUGACCUGGCUGCGAUCCCCCGGAUGGAGCCAGAGGAAGAGCCGAGGGUCCCGAAUCUCCAGGGCUCUGAGGAAAGGGAAAUCCCGAAAGGCGCCCAGAGAGGUGCCGGGACAGACGACGGGAAUCCCCAAUGGGAAGGACCUGUGGGAGCUGAGCCACCUGGGAUGUCCCGGAGCCCCGAGCAGGGAGAUGCCUGUGGGGCAGCAUGGCUGCAGGGAGACCCCCCAGGGGAGGAGAGACCUGCUGGGUGUGAUGAUCCCCAGCCUCAGGGAACCCCCAUGGGACAGAAACCCUGUAAAUGCCCCGACUGUGGGAAGAGCUUCAGGUGGAACUCGGCGCUCCUCCACCACCAGCGAUCCCACACGGGGGAAAAACCUCAUCGGUGCAGGGAAUGUGGGCAAAGUUUUGGGCAGAAAUCCACCCUGACUAGGCACCUGAGGAUCCACACUGGAGAGAGACCCUAUACAUGUGCCCAGUGUGGGAAAACCUUUAGCCAGAAGUACAGCCUGUCCCAGCAUCAGAUGACGCACCAGCAAGAGAGACCUCACACAUGUACCGCAUGUGGGCAAAGCUUCGCUCUCAAAUCGUACCUUGUUCGACACUUGGUGAAACGCCACAUGGGACAGAAACCCCAUAAAUGCCUCCAUUGUGGGAAGCAGUUUGCUUGGAGCUCAGACCUGAGGAAGCACCAGACGACCCACACGGGGCAGCACCCCUACAGAUGCCCCCAGUGCGGGGUAGGGUUUACCCAGAGGUUCAGCCUCCUAACGCAUCAGAGGACCCACAUGAAUGAGAGACCCUACAAAUGCCCCCACUGUGACAAGAGCUUCAACAGGAGAUCGGGGCUUGUCAAGCAUCAGAAGACCCACACGGGGGAAAAACCUCAUGAGUGCACUGAAUGCGGGCAAGGCUUCGGGCAGAAAUCAAACCUGACUAGACACCUGAGGAUCCACGCUGGGGAGAGACCCUACAAAUGUACCAAAUGUGGGAAAAGCUUCACUCAGAAAUCGAACCUGGUUCAACACUUGAUGAAACGCCACAUGGGAGAGAAACGUGAUGCAGCAAGUGAGCCGGUGACGUGGGAGGAGGAGGCUGCGUGUUCCUCCAGGGCAGAGCGAGCAGCGGUGGCCACAGAGCAGGGCAAGAUCUGCUGGGAGGUGAAGGAGGAGAGUAAAGAAAAGCCUCUGAUCUCACCGGGAUUCCCCGUCCCCGACCUGGCCAUGGUCUCUCGAGUGGAGCGAGGGGAAAAGCCGAGGGUCCCGGAUCUCCAGGGCUCUGAGGAAAGGGAGACCCCGAGAGGCGCCCGCACAGGUGCCAGGACAGAGGAGGAGACUCCACAGCAGGAAGAGCCUGCAGGAGCAGAGCCGAACGGGAUGUCCCGGAGCCCUGAGUGGGAAGACCCAGGUGGAGCAGCGUGGCAGCAGAGACACUCCAUGGUGGAGGAGAGACCUGCUGGGUGUGAUGAUCAUAAUCCUCAGAGAUCCCACACGGGACAGAAACCCCAUAAAUGCCCCGACUGUGGGAAGAGUUUCAGGGGGAACUCGGCGCUCCUCCAUCACCAGCGAUCCCAUGCGGGGAAAACACCUCAUCAGUGCAGGGAAUGUGGGCAAAGCUUUGUGCAGAAAUCAAACUUGACCAGACACCUGAAGGUCCACACUGGGGAGAGACCCUACACAUGUCCCCAGUGUGGGAAAAGCUUUCGUCAGAACUACAGCCUUUCCCAGCAUCAGUUAAGGCACCGGGAAGAGAGACCUCACACAUGUACCACAUGCGGGCAAAGCUUCGCUCUCAAAUCGUACCUUGUUCGACACUUGAUGAAAUGCCACAUAGAAAAGAAAUCCUAUAAAUGCCCCGAUUGUGGGAAACUGUUUGCUCGGAGCUCAUACCUUAGGAAGCACCAAAUGACCCACAUGGGGGAGCGUCCCACAGAUAUCUCCAGUGCAGGGUAG
This is a messenger RNA of Emys orbicularis (European pond turtle), 2502 nucleotides long. Its product is annotated as zinc finger protein 436-like. Gene Ontology annotation, cellular component: nucleus. The transcript has 7 exons. Bases 1 to 2502 code for a protein of 833 amino acids. Gene Ontology annotation, molecular function: RNA polymerase II transcription regulatory region sequence-specific DNA binding; DNA-binding transcription factor activity, RNA polymerase II-specific. Lineage: Eukaryota; Metazoa; Chordata; Testudines; Emydidae. The record is from RefSeq and is a predicted model, not a curated record. Gene Ontology annotation, biological process: regulation of transcription by RNA polymerase II.